AUGGCAGAGAAAUUUGAAAGUCUCAUGAAUAUUCAUGGUUUUGAUCUGGGCUCUGGUACGUAUAUGGAUUUAAAACCAUUGGGUUGUGGAGGCAAUGGCUUGAUUUUUUCUGCUGUAGACAAUGACUAUGACAAAAGAGUAGCCAUCAAGAAAACUGUCCUUACUGAUCCCCAGAGUGUCAAACAUGCUCUACGUGAAAUCAAAAUUAUUAGAAGACUUGACCAUGAUAACAUUGUGAAAGUGUUUGAAAUUCUUGGUCCUAGUGGAAGCCAGUUGACAGACGAUGUGGGCUCUCUCACUGAACUGAACAGUGUUUACAUUGUUCAGGAGUACAUGGAGACAGACUUGGCUAAUGUGCUGGAGCAGAGCCCUUUACUGGAAGAGCAUGCCCGGCUUUUCAUGUAUCAGCUGCUACGUGGGCUCAAAUAUAUUCACUCUGCAAAUGUACUGCACAGAGAUCUCAAACCAGCUAAUCUUUUUAUUAAUACUAGUGAAGACUUGCUGCUGAAGAUAGGUGACUUUGGUCUUGCGCGGAUCAUGGAUCCCCAUUAUUCCCAUAAGGGUCAUCUUUCUGAAGGAUUGGUUACUAAAUCGUACAGAUUUCCACAUCUUUUACUUUCUCCUAAUAAUUAUACUAAAACCAUUGACAUGUGGGCUGCAGGCUGCAUCUUUGCUGAAAUGCUGACUGGUAAAACCCUCUUUGCAGGUGCACAUGAACUUGAACAGAUGCAUCUGAUUUUAGAAUCUGUACCUGUUGUUCAUGAGGAAGACUGUCAGGAGCUUCUCAGUGUAAUUCCAGUUUACAUUAGAAAUGAUAUGACUGAGCCACACAAACCUUUAACUCAGCUGCUUCCAGGAAUUAGUCGAGAAGCACUGGAUUUCCUGGAACAAAUUUUGACAUUUAGCCCCAUGGAUUGGUUGAUAGCAGAAGAAGCGUUUUGCCAUCCUUACAUGAGUAUAUAUUCUUUUGCAACGGAUGAGCCAAUUUCCAGUCAUCCUUUUCAUAUUGAAGAUGAAGUUGAUGAUAUUUUGCUUAUAGAUGAAACCAGUCACAUUUAUAACUGGGAAAGGUACCAUGAUUGUCAGUUUUCAGAGCUUGAUUGGCCUAUACAUAACAACUUUGAUAUUGAUGAAGUUCAGCAUGACCCAAGAGUUCUGUCUGAUGUCACUGAUGAAGAAGAAGUACAAGUUGAUCCUCGAAAAUAUUUGGAUGGAGAUCGUGAAAAGUAUUUGGAGGAUCCUGCUUUUGAUACCAAUUACUCCACUGAGCCUUGUUGGCAAUACUCAGAUCAUCAUGAAAACAAGUAUUGUGAUCUGGAGUGUAGCCAUACUUGUAACUACAAAAUGAGGUCAUCAUCAUAUUUAGAUAACUUAGUGUGGAGAGAGAGUGAAGUUAACCAUUACUAUGAACCCAAGCUUAUUAUAGAUCUUUCCAAUUGGAAAGAACAAAGCAAAGAAAAAUCUGAUAAAAAAGGCAAGUCAAAAUGUGAAAGGAAUGGAUUGGUUAAAGCCCAGAUAGCUCUAGGGGAAGCAUCACAGCAACUGGCUGAAAAAGAAAGGGAAAGGAACCAGGGAUUUGACUCCGAUUCCUUUAUUGCAGGAACUAUUUAACUUAGUUCACAACAUGAGCCUACUGAUGUUGUUGAUAAAUUAAAUGACUCGAAUAGCUCAGUGUCCCAACUUGAAUUGAAAAGUUUGAUAUCAAAGUCAGUAAGCUGAGAAAAACAGGAAAAAGGAAUGGCAAAUUUGGCUCAAUUAGAAGCCUUGUACCAAUCUUCUUGGGAUAGCCAGUUUGUGGGUAGUGGGGAGGAAUAUUUUCUCAUAAAUCAGUUUUGUUGUGAGGUAAGGAAGGAUGAACAAAUUGAGAAGGAAAACACUUACACCAGUUAUUUGGACAAGUUCUUUAGUAGGAAAGAAGAUACUGAAAUGCUACACACUGAGCCUGUAGAAGAUGGGAAGCUUGGGGAGAGAGGAAAUGAGGAAGGAUUUCUGAAUAACAGUGGUGAGUUCCUCUUUAACAAGCAGCUUGAAUCCAUAGGCAUCCCGCAGUUUCACAGUCCAGGUGGGUCACCACUUAAGUCAAUACAGGCCACAUUAACACCUUCUGCUAUGAAAUCUUCCCCUCAGAUUCCUCAUAAAACAUACAGCAGCAUUCUGAAACAUGUGAACUAA
Molecule: messenger RNA, 2172 nt
Organism: Molossus molossus (Pallas's mastiff bat)
Lineage: Eukaryota; Metazoa; Chordata; Mammalia; Chiroptera; Molossidae
Product: mitogen-activated protein kinase 6-like
Biological process (GO): protein phosphorylation; cell surface receptor signaling pathway; intracellular signal transduction
Cellular component (GO): cytoplasm; nucleus
Molecular function (GO): ATP binding; MAP kinase activity
Source: RefSeq, a predicted model, not a curated record